CAUGUAGUAAGGGUAAGGCAUUCAGAAGGCCAUCAUCUAAAUCAUCGUUCGCAGUCUGUUGUUGGCCGUGAUCGGUGGUGGUGUGUAGUAGUUGUGUGCAUGAGUGUGCAAAACGCCAUGAGCAGUAAACACAGAAGUUACAUUUGCAGUUGUUGUUAGAAGCAGUGUUUAUGUUAGCAACAUGUUUUCGUGCUGGCUUUGAGUCAGAUAUUUCUAAUCAGCUGUUUCCCAGGCACUCGCCUGCCAGACCUUCGCUAGAGAUUAGGCAAGCCAAGUCAUCAUGGACUGGUUCAGGAAGAGGAAGCGAAAGAGACGCAAUAUACAUGAAGAACCAGACGAUUUGGAGACACCACAAGAAAGAAGGGCAAGGUGGAACUCUAUACGAAUAAUCUACUUCACAAUGUUUCUCAUGUCCCUUGGCUUUAGCAUUAUUCUGACCGGAGUUUGGCCGUACUUGGACAAGUUAGAUCCAACUGCAGGCAAAGAGUUCAUGGGGUAUAUUGUUGGAGCAAACCCCUUUGGACAGAUGAUUUUCUCCCCGUUGGUUGGUUGGUGGGGCAAUCGCCUGGGCUCUAUCCGCCUGCCCCUAAUGCUCUCCCUAACUGUGUUCACUUUGUCCAGUACCUGCUACUCCAUGCUAGAGAUAUUUCCAUGGUAUCGAAAAUAUUGGAUGCUUGGAGCUCGGUUCUUUGUUGGAGUAAGCUCAGCAAGCAUUGCAGUUUGCCGUUCCUAUUUGUCUGCAGCCACGAAGAUUAAGGAAAGAACUGCUGCUGUGUCCAUGGUAUCUUUGGCCCAGGUGCUUGGAUUUGUUGUUGGUCCAGGUCUUCAAGCAGUAGUCACUCCUUUGGGUGAUAAAGGUAUAUCACUCAUUCCUGGAGUGGUCACUCUUGACAUGUACACUGCAGCUGGAUGGAUUAACGUGCUAUUGGGUGUCUUUAAUUGUCUUUUGUUUUUACCUUAUUUCUUCCAAGAAAGACGAAUAGCAGCCAGGGAAGCAAUGUUGCAUCAUGGAAUGGAGUCAGAAGAAGAGACCUGGAAGCAAGCCCAUCCCGAUUACAUCUCCUCAUGGACUCUAAUAUGUGCUUUUUUUGUUCUGGUAUUCAACUUUGUACUCCUUGAAACUUUGGGUACAUCUCUCACUAUGGAUCAGUUUGCAUGGACAAAAGCUGAAGCACUUUAUUAUAUGGGUAUUCUGAUGUCAGUUGGGGCUGUGGUGGCCUGCAUAACAUUUGUAGCCAUUGGCCCUUUGUGCAAGAGAUUUCCAGAAAGAAAAGUUCUCAUGUGGGGUGGAUUCUUCUUUAUGGUAGUUGGGCGAGCUUUGUACAUCCCAUGGGGAAAUGAGCCACCCAUCAUUGCAGAAGAAAUAGCAGUUGCUCAGUUGAAUGAAACAUAUGGCUACGUAAACACCGCUGUUAAUGAAACUGAAAUUGUAGGCUGUCCUUCAGUUCAAAAGUGGUGUUACUACAUUCCAGCAAUGACCAUAGCUCAGUUUCUCCUUGGUUAUGCCUUUACAGCUGUUGGUUAUCCAAUUGCUGUCACACUCAUCCAGACAAUAUUUUCCAAGAUCCUUGGACCACGGCCUCAGGGUGUGUGGAUGGGGUUAAUGACAGGAGCAGGAUGUCUGUCACGUGUCAUGGGACCAGUAUUUGUCAGUUUUGUCUAUACUCGUUAUGGUACCAUAUGGACUUUUGGAAUUACCACAGCAAUGAUGAUUGCAUCCAUGGUGUGGCUUCAGCUGGUAGAAAAACGACUUGUGGCACCAGAUCUACCACCCGUUUCACAAACUCAUGUUGAACUUCAAGUCCUUUCUUCUGAAGUGAUUAAUGGAAAGCCCAGUUUAGAAGAAUAUAAACCUCUGCAGAAAAAGUCUGAUUCAAAUUGCACUUGAUAGGAAAAGAAAUAAUAACAAUUUCUAGCAAAUGUGCAGGGGCACAUGAAGAACAAGAUAUGAUAUGUUGUGAAAUACUUGUUCAAACAAGUUAGAAGUACUGUGAUAAAGAGAUGAUUUCUUUUCAAGUAUACAAUAUUAAUAGGCUGGAUCUGAUAACAAAUUUUAUUCACCAUGUAAUAAGUUAUGAAAUUAAGAUGAAAAUUUACAUAUAUUUUAUCUGGAGACUGUAUGUAUAAACAAAUCUGUAUAAGCCUUAAUUUAUUGAAAAUAUCAUCUUUCUCUUUAUUUAAUCUGGAAUGAUAGGACUCACAUAACAUUAAUAAUGUUAAGCUAUAUUUUAGAAAGCAUUUCUGUUAUAAUAAUCAUGAAGUGGUUCUGUAUUGAGAACUACAGAAUACCAAAAGGAGAGGUAAGGAAUAGCAACUUAAUAGAGAUUUCAACUAGAAACUGCUGUGAAUGUGGAUAUCAGUGUAAGUCUUAAAUAAUGGCUAAAAUUGCCUUUGCACUGCUCUACACUUCGGUCACAGAUGGGUUAGUUCAUAGUGAAGUCUGUGUUGCAGCUUUUUUUUAAAAAAAACUGUACCUUUAUUCAAAUGUCAAAGUACAUCAUUCCACAGACUGAACUGUUACUUGGACUGAAAAAAAAGGCUUGAGAAAGAUUUCUCAGAAACUUGUUUUGUCUGUAACAUUGUGGAAAUUUCCUUACCACAGGUAAUUAUUUCUUCAUACUAGGUUUAGGUUCUUCUGUACUGAUUAUGGUAUUCGGAAAAAACGAAUUAGACAUUUCAAUAUUUGGUAUUUCAGAUGAAAUUACUAUAUGUAUUUUGUUUAUGAUGUCUUUAUAAAUCCAUUUAUAGCAAUAACAAAAUUAUACGACAUUUGAAAA
Molecule: messenger RNA, 2777 nt
Organism: Zootermopsis nevadensis
Lineage: Eukaryota; Metazoa; Arthropoda; Insecta; Blattodea; Termopsidae
Source: RefSeq, a predicted model, not a curated record